This is a messenger RNA of Melampsora larici-populina 98AG31, 1125 nucleotides long. RefSeq lists its product as uncharacterized. The record is from RefSeq and is a predicted model, not a curated record. The transcript has 4 exons. Gene Ontology annotation, biological process: DNA-templated transcription; regulation of DNA-templated transcription. Gene Ontology annotation, molecular function: zinc ion binding; DNA-binding transcription factor activity, RNA polymerase II-specific; DNA binding. NCBI's taxonomy places the organism in Eukaryota, Fungi, Basidiomycota, Pucciniomycetes, Pucciniales, Melampsoraceae. The coding region runs from base 1 to 1125 and encodes 374 amino acids.
AUGUCAGAGGCACAUCGAGAUGAACAGCCUUCUAAGCGAACCAAUCAUCGCGCCUGUGAUGCUUGUCGGAAGAUGAAGAUCAAAUGUAUCUUGUCUGGUUCUGCACCAUGCGCCAGCUGCAAAAAUUCCUCUCGUCCUUGUACCUUUGACUACACCGGCGUGAAGCGCGAAAGGCCUCCUAGCAAGCAUGAUCUUGAACAACUCAAUGCAAGGAUCAGAGUAUUGGAAUACGCUCUUCACAAACUAGCUCCUGAUAUCGAUUUAAGUUCGCUACCACGUACCGCCGAUCAAGCUCGUACCAUGGUCAACUCAAGCCGGUUUAACAAACCCGAGAUGAACGUGAAAUGCAGCCCGAAGGAGCCUAUCCAAUCUCAAUCUAUACUCGACUGUUUAACCAGUAUGGAAGAGAUGGUACAAUCCAUGGCUCAACUCCAAUUACCUGCUGGGUCUUAUCUUGAUCAGAUUGGGUCCAAAGGCAGCUCGUUGCCCGAGGGCUGGGAAGCCAUCGACGAUCCUGGUGAACCUAAUCAUGCAAAUCUCAUUUCCAAUCCGGAGCGCCCAAUCAGCGAGCGCUGGGUGGAAUGUUUGCACUUUCGUAACUUGGCAGAUGAACAAUACUACCCACCGCCUGAUCUUGCUGAAUCGCUCAUUGAGCUUUAUUUUCAAAAGAUCCAUCCUCAUGAAUACAUCCUACACCGGGGAGAAUUCAUGCGGCACUAUAAGAGUGGGCGAGCUCAGCUGGAUUGCUCUUUUCGAGCGCUCUGUUAUGCUAUCUUCGCUUCUGCGUCGCGUUUUUCAUCCGACUUCCGAGUAGCGCCUCCCAAGGAAGGAGCUCUUGUUGAUCGACAAGCAGCUGGAGCACUUUAUGGCGCGGCUGUCAUUCCCCUCAUAACUCCCUUGACUUUACCCUCUCUCGGUGAAGGCGUCCACACCGCAGGUACCCCGCGAUGGGAGACUGCAUUUUUGAAAGAUCAACUCCGCAAACGUGCUUUCUGGUGUCUUUUCUUCCGCGAGGCACAACUUUCUGUAGCGCUUGGUCGACUCUCUACCAUGAGAAACUCUAGCGUGACUAUCAGUAUGUCUUCGAGUCCUUUACGUUUGGGAUGGCUUUCUUUUGAUCAGUGA